AUGACGAACGAAAGAUUUCUAUUUCUUUCUUCGCAUGAAAGACGGCCGACCGGCACAUUGAUUGCAUCGCGCAAAGAAGCAUAUUCUUCUUUACCCGUGAACCAAACCUCCACGCACAAAAUUGAGGAAGACGUCGUGAAUGUCGAUCAUAGAACCCCCCCUCCACCUCCCGGCCAUCGCAACGCACUCAGUACUGCUAUUAUGGUGAUAUUCGUACUUCAGUUGAUAAGCACCAUUGAACGGCUGGUAUUUGAUUUUCUUGGUUACAUGUGGGCACCAAUAAUGGGCAACUUUUUUCAAAUAAUUUGUGUGAUAGUUGGAAUAUUUGGUGUUUGUCAAUACAGACCAUGUUUAAUAGCAGUGUAUUCAACUUGGAGUCUCAUAUGGAUAGGAUGGAAUGUUUUUGUGAUUUGCUUAUACUUGGAAAUAGGAAUAUUAAACCGGAACAAUGAAUUGUAUAUUCUAAAUAUUGGUACCAAAAACAAAAGCUGGUGGUUAGAACAUGGCAUUGGCUGCCAUGUAACAAAUGAUACAUGGGAGAAAAGCUACCAUGGAGAAACCAGCAGGCCGAUUCCACCUGAAGAAUUUGUAGAAGGUUGUCUUAUAGACUAUUAUUAUGUAGAAUUUAUACAUGCUGCUGUGCAGUGUUUGUUUUCAUUCAUUGGAUUUAUAUUUUCCUGCAUAACAAUCUAUGUGUAUACAGAAGAAGAUGAGAGCUUUGACUUCAUUGGAGGAUUUGACUCCUAUACCUCUUAUCAGUCACAGGGCAAAGGCUCCCAUAUGCAGCUGCAACCUUUGUACUCCUACCAUCUGGUCAGCUCAGAGAAACCACCAAGCUAUGAUACCUUUAUCAAUGAUGCUACUAUUCCUCCUUAUUAUGCAACUGCAAUGGCUACAGGAGGUACCAUGGCUGCUGGUACUAGUGCCCAAACUGCUACUGUCCCUAUCUACGCUACUGUUGAUAGGCGCAGUCUCCGUAGCAAGGCCAGUCAACGCUCAAAAUCUUCAAAAAACAAAGAUAAACGAAAAGAACUUCCCUGGGUACAUGUGACACCCUCUUCAAAUUAUCUAGACUAUAGUCACCACCACCAUCACCAUCCCUAG
Messenger RNA from Acanthosepion pharaonis, 1104 nucleotides. Lineage: Eukaryota; Metazoa; Mollusca; Cephalopoda; Sepiida; Sepiidae. The record is from the annotation of a GenBank genome assembly.